AUGACGCCAGAGGCCUGUCCAUACCGUCUCCUCUGCCGUUCCACUUCGCUGCUUGCGUCCCCUCCAUGGCUUCGUGCGGUUUGGCUCCUGCUGGUGGGCUCCAGCCGCCUCUCGCUGGGCACCCAGCCCCAGUCCAGCCUCAAAAUCGAGGGCGACAUCACCCUGGGGGGGCUCUUCCCGGUGCACUCCCGGGGCCCCGCCGGCUUGCCCUGCGGCGAGAUCAAGAGGGAGAAGGGGAUCCAUCGGCUGGAGGCCAUGCUGUACGCCCUGGACCAGAUCAACAGCGACCCCGACCUGCUGCCUAACAUCACCCUGGGGGCCCGGGUCCUCGACACCUGCUCCAGGGACACCUACGCCCUGGAGCAGUCGCUCACCUUCGUCCAGGCCCUCAUCCAGAAGGACAACUCGGGGGUCCGCUGCUCCAACGGGGAGCCCCCCAUCCUCCCCAAACCGGAGAGGGUGGUGGGAGUGAUCGGGGCGUCGGGCAGCUCCGUGUCCAUCAUGGUGGCCAACGUGCUCAGACUGUUUGCGAUCCCACAGAUCAGCUACGCCUCCACCGCCCCGGAGCUGAGCGACAACAGCCGCUACGAGUUCUUCUCCCGCGUGGUGCCCCCGGACUCCUACCAGGCCCAGGCCAUGCUGGACAUCGUCAAGGCCAUGGGAUGGAACUACGUCUCCACGCUGGCCUCCGAAGGCAACUACGGGGAGAGCGGCGUGGACGCCUUCGUGCAGAUAUCCAGAGAAGCAGGGGGUCUCUGCAUCGCUCAGUCCAUAAGGAUCCCCAGAGAGCCCAGGCGAGGCGAGUUCGACAAAAUCAUCAAGAGACUGAUGGAGACUUCUAACGCUCGUGGGGUAAUCAUCUUUGCUAACGAGGACGACAUCAAACGGGUGUUGCAGGCUGCGAAAAAAGCCAACCUGACAGGCCACUUCCUGUUCGUUGGGUCCGACAGCUGGGGGGCCAAAAGCUCCCCCAUCGAAGAUCAGGAAGAGGUGGCAGAGGGAGCGGUCACCAUCCUGCCGAAAAGAGCCUCUAUUGAUGGGUUUGACCAGUACUUCACCUCGAGGUCGCUCGAAAACAACAGAAGAAACAUCUGGUUCGCUGAAUUCUGGGAGGACGACUUCAAGUGCAAACUGACUCGACCUGGUAUAAAAUACGACCCCGACAGAAGGAAAUGCACAGGCGAAGAAAGAAUCAGCCGGGACUCUCAGUACGAACAGGAGGGCAAGGUGCAGUUUGUCAUCGACGCCGUGUACGCCAUGGCCCACGCGCUGCACAGCAUGCACAUGGACCUCUGUCCCGGCUCCAUGGGCGUCUGUGAGAAGAUGGACCCCGUGGAGGGGCGGAUGCUCCUCCAGUACAUUCGCUCUGUAAACUUUAACGGCAGCGCAGGUACGGCAGUGAUGUUCAAUGAGAACGGAGACGCUCCCGGUCGCUACGAUAUCUUCCAGUACCAAAUGUCCAACGUCAGCAACCCCGGCUACAGGGUCAUCGGCCAAUGGACAAACCACCUGCGACUUAACGUGGAGGAGAUGCAGUGGUCAGGAGGUGACCGCAAGAUCCCGGAGUCUGUGUGCAGUUUCCCCUGUGAGCCCGGUGAGAGGAAGAAGAUGGUGAAAGGCGUUCCCUGCUGUUGGCAUUGUGAGCUCUGUGACGGCUACCAGUUCCUGCUGGACGAGUUCUCCUGUGACAUGUGCCCUUUUGACAUGCGGCCCCUGAAGAACCGCACAGGCUGUCGGCCCACGCCCAUAAUCAAGUUGGAGUGGAGGUCUCCCUGGGCCAUCAUCCCUGUCUUCUUGGCCAUACUGGGAAUCCUAGCCACGACCGGCGUCAUCGCCACUUUCAUCCGAUUCAACGACACGCCCAUUGUUCGCGCAUCUGGCAGAGAGCUGAGCUACGUCUUGCUGACGGGCAUCUUUCUCAUCUACCUCAUCACCUUCUUCAUGAUUGCGGAGCCCAGUGCCGGUGUGUGCACCAUACGCAGGCUGCUGCUAGGUCUCGGGAUGUGCAUUACCUAUUCCGCGAUGCUCACCAAGACCAAUCGGAUCUACCGGAUUUUUGAACAGGGCAAGAAAUCAGUCACGCCUCCCAAGUUCAUCAGCCCCACUUCUCAGCUGAUUAUCACGUUCAUCCUCAUUUCGGUUCAGUUAUUGGGGGUGUUCAUUUGGUUUGGCGUGGUUCCCCCUCACACUACCAUUGACUACGAUGAGCUAAAGCCUCCGAAUCCCGAGUUUGCACGCGGUAUCCUGAAGUGCGACAUGUCUGAUCUGUCCCUCAUACUCUGUCUGAGCUACAGCAUUGUGCUCAUGAUCACCUGCACGGUGUACGCCAUCAAGAGCAGAGGAGUCCCGGAGACCUUCAACGAGGCAAAGCCCAUUGGCUUCACCAUGUACACCACCUGCAUCAUCUGGCUGGCCUUCGUUCCCAUCUUUUUUGGAACAGCACAGUCUACUGAGAAGAUGUUCAUCCAGACCACCACCCUGACCGUCUCCAUGAGCCUGAGCGCCACCGUGUCCCUGGGCAUGCUCUACAUCCCCAAGGUCUACGUCAUCAUCUUCCACCCGGAGCAGAACGUCCAGAAAAGGAAGCGCAGCUUCAAAGCCGUGGUCCAGGCGGCCACCGUGUCCACGCGCCUGUCCCAGAAGGUCAACGACAGGCAGAACGGCGAGUCCAAGAUGGAGCCGGACAGGUCUCAGUGACACGACGGGGGGCGGGGGGACAUUUAGAGCUGGAAACAUCUGAGCGUCUGUUUCUGUCCUUGAGUUGUGGAACCAAACUACCAGCAAAUGUGGAGGUUUAUAAAACUUUAUUCAACCUGGAGGGAAACAUGGAAACAAAGGAAAAACUGACACUCACACACAUAGGGACUGUAACAAUACUGAGUUUUUUAAUACUCCUUUAUCCACUUACAGCUCUAGACUGUAGGUGGAUAAAGGGGAGGUGGGAUUAAUUACAUUUCAAAAAUAUGAAAUUGGUGCACAGGUUUGAAUUCACUGUUGAUUUUCUGAUGCAAAAAGGGACAAAAUGAGACGUAGAAGCUCAAAUAUAUACGUGAACAUCCGCCGAUAUUUGAAAUGUCCUUCAGCACACUGCAGAGAAACCACACACCUUUUGAGGGGGUCAGCAUAAUUCUGCAUGGAUAUUUCACCAUUCUUCUUAGGCUUGGUCAACGCAUUUAAAUCGCAUUCAUUCCACAAGCCUAACGUCGGCCUGCUCCAUGCAUUCCAAAAAACAGUUUUAAUUAGGAGUGCACCGAUCAAUUUUACAGAUAGGACGAUACCUACAAGAGAAACCGAUCUUAUCUAGCUCUGCAAAGGUGUGUCCUUUUUCUCUCCUGGCUUAACUGACAGAUCUUCUACCAGGUCACAGCUGCACGUCGCCAACGAUUUGACUUUGUUGCUUUAUUUGCCAACUUUUCAGACCAAAAAAAAAUAAAAAUCUGUGUCGGCCAAAAUUGGAGUCGACAAGUCAGGCUUUUUAAAAGGUAGGAGAUCGACUGGAAAACUUGAGUCGGUGCAGCUCUAGUUUGGGAUCAGUGUCCUGUUGGAACAUCCACUGGUGGCCAAGUUUCAGACGACUACCUGUGAAGUUCAAGAAUCUUGCUCUAGUCCUCCUGCUUCAACGAUCAAACAUCCAACUGCAAAUUGUGCCUGAAGUUCAAAAUCUGUGCGGGUUUCAAAGCGAUUUCUACAUAUAUGAGCCUAUAGUUAUAAUGGUCACCCUUUGUGGAGAACAAAAAAAUUUAUAUCUAAUUUCUAAUGGUUCUAAUGAGUCUCUGAAAGCCCUUCGUGAAUAGAUCCAUGCCUACGAUUGGUGGACAUAAACGUCUCGGCAGGACUGUCCUUAUACUUCAGCUCAAUGGAGGCGUGUUAGAAGUUUAAACGCUCCUUCGGAAAUACAUGUUGGGGAAAAGAAAAGCAUUUUCCUUGGACCUACAGGAAGAUUUACAUUGUUAGUGGAAGCCGUUGGGGCUGAGCGGCUCCUGAAGCACUGCAUGGUCUCUGUGUUUGUGAAUGUUUCACACGUUGUUUAUGAGGGACUGGAGGGAGGUAGAUUUAAAACAUAUCACUAUGUCUGUAUCGCUGCUGGUCUCAAUAGCCAGUCGCUUAUGUCAUGCAAUAUUUCUUUUUUUUUUACUAAGGUAAUAAUGAGACAACCUAAUUUGUUUUUAGGUGGAAACUUCAUUUCGGGGCGCAAACAGGACGUGGGUGAUUGUGAGCAGGAUGUUUUGUUCUCUACCUGGUACUUUCACAUCAGCAUUCUGGAAAACAAUGUUUGGUAUUUCCCCAUAUUGUUUGUGAAAAUAUGAAGCGUUCUGUGAAAAGGUCAGGCUGCGUGGCAGCUAUGCUGCUACCGCCCGAGAAGCUGCCUGAGCGCAGCCGGUCGGCCUUCGUCACGAUGAAAAUACAGCCGAGGAAAUGUUGGGAAUGAUUGAAAUGACACUGAAUCAAUACGAGCUCCUGUUCGCCUAAUAGACCUGCUUUAGUUUCCUUUGUAAACUUCAUUCAUCUCAGGAUUUUCUUUUUGUUUUUUUCAACAAAGUAAAUAGUUAAGGAGCACGACUUGAACUUUUUCACUUUCUCGUUUCACCAAACUGAAGAAAAUGUUUUUUCCUGUUAGUGGUGCUUCUUUGUUUGAAGGAUGGGCUGCAGGUUAGCGGUCCGUUUUUUUUUUUUAGAAAUUAAAAUUUGUAAAUAUGAAGUGUGAAUAGGUGACCGAGAAUUCAAACAAGGUUUGGUUCAGAGUUUGAUUUUUUUUUUUUGUACCUAAUCUUAUCCUCAAAAUUGAAAAUAAUUGCCUUUCUUUUGAUGUUUAGUGAUAGAAAUAAAAUGGUGUUAGCUUGUACUGCUAACAGCAUUGUUAGCACAUCAGUUAGCAAAUCCUGCUGGUUUUUGAACCUUGACCUGAAACAUGGUUUGACGUCAGUUGUGUUGCAUCACAGCAACUGAAUCCUAUCAGAUCUGAGCAGCCACCUUCACUUAAUUCACGUUUACAUCACAAAACAUUUGUUGGCAGGUUGUUCUUCAAUAAGAAAAGAAAUUAUUUAAUUUGGAUUAUGGCUUACAGCUAUGAAAAUUAAAAUUUCAGUUCCUUAAGUAAGAAGUACU
Messenger RNA from Gambusia affinis (western mosquitofish), 5106 nucleotides. It is a transcript of the gene grm6b, whose product is annotated as glutamate receptor, metabotropic 6b. Gene Ontology annotation, cellular component: membrane. The coding region runs from base 1 to 2697 and encodes 898 amino acids. Gene Ontology annotation, molecular function: adenylate cyclase inhibiting G protein-coupled glutamate receptor activity. NCBI's taxonomy places the organism in Eukaryota, Metazoa, Chordata, Actinopteri, Cyprinodontiformes, Poeciliidae. The record is from RefSeq and is a predicted model, not a curated record. Gene Ontology annotation, biological process: regulation of synaptic transmission, glutamatergic; G protein-coupled glutamate receptor signaling pathway. The transcript has 10 exons.